AUGGACAUUCUAGCGACGACGACAGAGCGCUUGGCCGAAACACUAGCGUCCGUCGGUGCAAACGGGACGCUAACGCUGAAACCCUUCCAAGAUGGCGAAGAUCAUGCCGAUCACGACGAAGAAGAUUCGCCAACGAUAGCCAAAGUGACCUCCAUGGUGGUACUGUUCAGUGUCAGCAUGGUGUGUGGCCUGGUGCCGUUCAAGUUGGUGCGCUGGUUUAACCUGAAUCCAUCCUCCCCGUCCGGGGGCACACAUUUGUUCCUGAUCCGGCUGCUGCUGUCGUUCGGCGGUGGUGCCCUGCUCAGUACCACCUUUCUGCAUCUGCUGCCCGAGAUAAACCACUCGAUCGCCGAGUUGGUCGAAACCGGUGCUCUGCCCGAACCGGACGAUCUGCCCUUUCCGCUCGGCGAAUUCCUGCUCACGAGCGGGUUCUUCAUGAUUUAUCUCAUCGAGGAGGUGGUGCACUGGUGGAUGCAUCGCCGUUCGGCAAUCGCCCGUGCUGCCAAAGCCGAAAAGAGUGCGGCCGGUGGUAUGAGCUUCGAGGCACACUCCAAACAUGACCUAGCGCAUGGACAUUCACAUGCCGGCAACAUAACCGCCGUCUACCCGGUGUCCGAUAUCGACGGAACGCCCACCGCAGUACCGAUCGAUGCCCCGGCACCAGCAGCGUCCAACGCGAACGGACCACUGCGCGGACUGCUGAUUGUGCUCGCCCUCUCCAUUCACGAGCUGUUCGAAGGGCUGGCAGUCGGGCUGGAACGGUCACCAUCAGCCGUGUGGUUACUGUUCGGGGCCGUCGCCUCGCACAAGUUCGUGAUCGCCUUCUGCGUUGCGUUCGAGCUGCUGGUGGCGGCCGUACAGUUCCGCAUUGCCGUCGCGUACAUCUUCGUCUACUCGGUGGUCAGCCCGCUCGGUAUCGGCAUCGGGAUCGCGCUCAGCUCCGUCAGCUCCGACACGAACCAAACGAUCGAGGUCGUGUCGGUGAUACUGCAGGGUCUCGCCAGCGGCACGCUGAUCUACGUGAUCUUCUUCGAGAUUCUGGCGAAAGAUGCCGGACACAGUCAUGGGGGUGGCGGUGAUAACGAUGGACAGCAAGGGCACGAUCAUCAGCAUUCGGUGUCGCCCACGAACGGACUGUGGCAGUUCUUGGCCGUACUGGCCGGGUUUGGUCUGCUGCUUGGCAUCAAGGCCGCAACCGGACACAGCCAUAAUCAUAGUCACGGAGGAGGUGACGAUCACGAUCAUGACCAUUAA
Molecule: messenger RNA, 1254 nt
Organism: Anopheles marshallii
Lineage: Eukaryota; Metazoa; Arthropoda; Insecta; Diptera; Culicidae
Product: zinc transporter ZIP1-like
Exons: 2
Coding region: 1-1254 (417 amino acids)
Biological process (GO): zinc ion transmembrane transport
Cellular component (GO): plasma membrane
Molecular function (GO): zinc ion transmembrane transporter activity
Source: RefSeq, a predicted model, not a curated record